Penaeus vannamei (Pacific white shrimp) is the source of this 699-nucleotide messenger RNA. NCBI's taxonomy places the organism in Eukaryota, Metazoa, Arthropoda, Malacostraca, Decapoda, Penaeidae. The record is from RefSeq and is a predicted model, not a curated record.
ACUUGCAUUGCAGAUUUAUCAUCAUUUGAUUUGAUUUGGCUGUUGGGAAAAUAUCAGAUAAAUACUGUCCACUGGAGUGAAUUUUGUACUAGUUUAUCAUAAUUUUAAAUUAGUUACUUAAGAUUAGAAUUUUCAUAAUGGUUUACAUAUUCACAAAUUAGGUAAAGUAACAGUGAAUAAGACAGGCAUACCCUACAGAUGAGAUUGGAGAGUGACCGAAAGAGGCCUGGAAGACGAACAGGAGUAGCAGAGCAGAGCCUUACCACCACCACUGCUUCUCCAUCCAAGAUACACCAGUGUUCCUACUGUGCUUACACAACCAAUGUUGCCACUAACUUAAAAAAUCACAUAAGGACUCACACUGGGGAGACACCCUUCAAAUGUAUGCAUUGCUCAUAUUCCUCAACUACAAAACAAAGCUUGAUAUACCAUGUUCGCACUCAUACUGGUGAAAAACCUUAUGCCUGUCCCCAUUGUUCAUAUCGCUGUACUCAGCUAGGCAGCAUGAAAAGUCAUAUGUUCAAACAUCAUGAAUGGGGCCCAGUUUCUCAAUAAAAAUUCUGUGGUGUGUAAUAGUGUUAUUAAGAUUAGCUUCAGGAUUCACUUUAUGUAGAUUUGUCAUAAUUGUAAAAUCCUAGAUUAUGAAUUACACAUGUUAAUACUGGAGGAGCAUAACAGAAAUAAAGGUGAUUUCUGGCA